AAUGGGUGGUGGUGGCUAAACCCCAAAACCCUUGUUCCUCUUUGAUUCCUCCUUCCUUCCCACUCAGCAAUCAGAAUCUCCUUACUGCAGAAGCAUGGCAGCAACAAAGAAAGCAUGGAGGAUCAUUCCAAGACCCCUCCUCGAAACCAUUCUCAACAACCACGCUCAACACCACCGUGUCCCUCAACCCCUCCUCCUCCACGGUCCCAGAGGCGUCGGAAAAACCACCCUCAUUCUCCAACGUUUACUCGCCGACUGGAACAAAGGCCCUCACCUCACCGGCUACGUCGACUUCGCCGAAUCCAUCAAACACCGCCACACUCCAUGGGCCUCCUGGUCCAACUGCCCGCCGCCCGCUCUCUCCGACUGCCGGAGAAGCCUCGAAAACUGCCUCGAAUCCAUGGCCGAGAACGGCAUCCGUGCCGGCACCAUCACGUCGCGGCAGAUUUUUGCUUCAUUAAACAAGUGGCACGGCCUCACGACCGCGCUCCGCCGCGUGCUGCAAACACCAGCCUCUGAUAGGGCUUCUCCGGCCACGCUGUGGGACCGCGCGGUGUUCGCGAUGUCUGCUAAGGGCAAUGCCGCUGAGAUCGAAGGGGUUUUGAAGUUUGGGGAGAAGGAGAUGCGUGCUCUGUCUGUUGAGGAGGCUUCGUAUCUCAAGGAGUCUGUUGCCGCGCUGAAGCUCGCGAAGAAGGUGAUUGAGGUUCAGCAGGGGUGGAGGGCCAAUGCCAUUGCUCAUAUGAAUCGGACCGGCACGUUCUCUAGGACUUUGACUCUUUCGUGCACGGAUUGGCCUUGUUUGUUGUUGGAAUUGUUAUCACAAGCUGCUGAAAUUGAUCAUUUUCAGCCGAAGCUGGUUAUAAACAAUAUUGAAGUUCUGAAGCAUGCCACUAUAAAUGAUGAGUUUUCAGUCAGUGGAUCUCUAUAUCAUGAUAGCUUGAUAUGGAGAAUAAUUGCUUUGGGCGCCAACGAGCGGUGUCUUCCUGUUAUCCUGCUGACAUCUGACAGUUACUAUUCAUAUGAAGCUUUCUUGGAUUUUGGAUAUAUGGAGAUUUUCAUCUCACGCGAGACCUUUGGAUGGACUCCGCAAGAAGCUAAAAUGCACAUGGUCACUGACUAUUUUAGUCAUUCAGAAUGGAAAGUGAUUGCUGAGGUACUUGGGCCAAACCCUCGACAUCUAUCUGAACUUUAUGCACUUAAACAAAGCAAGACAAAGGAAGACAAAGCUAGUACCUUUGAGGACAUUAUAGAUGCGUAUCUAGCAUAUUUGCAAAUUUCUGUCGUGAAUCCUGCUUUGGAUAGAGCAUUGGAGAUCUUGCAAAAUUUUGCAAUUGAUGUACGCAAUGGAAAAAUUUCAGAAGACAAAUUACGUUUUGGUGCACCUUGGAGGCAUCCUCCAAACAUGGAUGACCCUAAAUUGCGCAUGGAGUGGGCAAGGCUUCAGUUAAUUGAUUUUGUUCAAUCUCUGGUCAAUGCAGAAUUUGGGGUCAACUACCGAAUCGAUUAUAGUGAAGAAAUAUUUGAUGAUCCAGCUGCAGUUGCAUUAUUACAGGUGGGGUUGCUCUAUGCUCAACGGGAUCCACCCUUCAUUCGGCCCAUAUCUAGAGGAUAUGAGAAGUGUCUAGUAAGAUGGCUUGUCCAGCAGCGGAUGCAACUCAGGUUCCUCGACUUGAUUUCUUUUCUAUGGCACAGAACAAUACGGGGACGUUAUUAUCGCCAUUUGAUGGUGCAAGUAGGCUAUAAGUAGAGAGCAUCAUAACAGUUAGCCAACAUGAUUUGGAAUGGGUUUAGUUCAUUAUCUUGAUUAAUGAUUACACUGGCGGAUCAUUCAUUGAGCUUAAUAGAGGUUUCAGAAACUGUUGAGUUUGGUAUAGAGGGGAGGCAGAAAGUGAGGAAUAUAAAGCGUGCCUGUUGGGUGGAUUUUAGUAGCAGCUAUACUUGUUUGGAUGUAUUUAAAAUUGGACAAUCAUAUUUUCUAUGAUCUUUGUUGGCAGAGUUGCCCUUUUUCAAACAUUUGUCCUAUUUUCUUUAUUUUUCUUAUUUUAUUUGUGUGUAGGAGAAUGAUUUGAGUAAAGAUAUUCAGGUUUUACUUUGGACAAUGACAAAGUUAGGCAAGUCCUCUCCUAAGCUUCAUUGAAAGACGUAUUAUGUUUCUAAGUGCAUUGUGCCAAAGUUUCAGUAAAUGAUGGCUCAAAAUUCUGAUUUCAACAGUCAAGAAUUUUCGGGCACAUUGAAUUAAUUUUUUGUGAGAUGAGGUAUCGCGACUAGCCAACUAUACUACUAUUGAAGUAGCAAAACUCAAGGACACACCAAUUUGCACUGCCGGAGUUCUCUGCUUGUUUCUAAUCUGGAGUUCCAGGUAUUGAACAGAACAGACAUUUGUUCAAGAUAAAGAAAAUUUCACAUGAGUGAUUAACUUCAUGGGCUGCCAUAAUGGUUUAGCAAUUUAUUUUUUCUAUAUAGUGAAAAUAUAUCUAUGUGGAUACUGACAGUCAUAUAGAUUGGUUUUUAAGUUGUAUAGCAAGCUGGCCAGUUUCAAGGGGUUGUUUGGGAAGGAGGUUUUGGACAGAGGGAGUAUUCAUUUAUUUUUAUUUUUAAAUGAAAACAAUUAUAUGAUAUUUAUGAUAAUAUAUUUUAUCAGUAUA
Messenger RNA from Lotus japonicus, 2645 nucleotides. RefSeq lists its product as uncharacterized. Lineage: Eukaryota; Viridiplantae; Streptophyta; Magnoliopsida; Fabales; Fabaceae. The transcript is spliced from 12 exons. The record is from RefSeq and is a predicted model, not a curated record. Bases 95 to 1747 code for a protein of 550 amino acids.